GCCAACUGCUGAGAGACAGCCCGGCAUGCUCACUUGUCUUGAGACACGAGAGAAAGCACGAUGUUUUCGUGCUGUCUCGGGAAUACUCGAAAAGGAAUCUCAGACCUCAAGGAAGACAAAAGAGGAGGUAGUGGUGGAGGUCAUGGCGGUGCCUGGAGUCUCCGGGCAUGCUCCUGGAUCCAAGGCCUCUGGCCAUUUGGCCUGAAAGAGACAAACUUGACCCAAGGAGGCCAGAGAAGCCGGGGCAGCCAGGGAACUCAGGAAAGCCAGGGCAUCCAGGUCCAGGACGUCACAGUCCAGGUCCGGGAGGAGUCUGCCCCUAAGAUGUUGGAGGAGUCCCGUAGACCAUCCCAGUUUGGCUCAAUGGAAGAGAUGAUGGCACAAUUAGUGACGUCCAUCCAGGGUGGAGACUCCUUCUUUGUCUUUGUUUUCUACUGCAUACACCAAAAGUUUCUCACCACUCAGCAUGUGCUGGACCUGCUGUUCAAGCGAUACCCAUCCUUCCGGCCCGACUCUGAAGAGGAUGAACGAAUAAAAUACACCAUCUGUACCCUCCUGGACUACUGGAUCGACAAGUUCCCUGAGGAUUUUUGCACGAUCCAACACCUGCCCAUUCUGAACCAGGUGAAGACCUACUUGAUUGUGAACAUGCCCUCCUCAGACCUUCUGGUUCGUGUUAAAAUGCUCCAGAUGCAGUUGGAGGCUUAAGUGGCCAGUUAUUCAGGGGUCAGAAAUUAGGAAUCCUCUGUUUUAAUUUCAUUCUUUGGGCUCUUUAUUCUUUUCGUGUGCCAACCAUUCCCAAAUAAAUCAGAAGUAAUCUCGUUGUUUGUCAUAAA
Molecule: messenger RNA, 836 nt
Organism: Mesocricetus auratus (golden hamster)
Lineage: Eukaryota; Metazoa; Chordata; Mammalia; Rodentia; Cricetidae
Product: ral guanine nucleotide dissociation stimulator-like
Exons: 4
Coding region: 61-708 (215 amino acids)
Source: RefSeq, a predicted model, not a curated record